Molecule: messenger RNA, 1966 nt
Organism: Xiphophorus couchianus (Monterrey platyfish)
Lineage: Eukaryota; Metazoa; Chordata; Actinopteri; Cyprinodontiformes; Poeciliidae
Product: transcription factor AP-1
Exons: 2
Coding region: 384-1370 (328 amino acids)
Biological process (GO): regulation of transcription by RNA polymerase II; regulation of cell cycle; regulation of cell population proliferation
Cellular component (GO): transcription regulator complex
Molecular function (GO): RNA polymerase II cis-regulatory region sequence-specific DNA binding; transcription factor binding; DNA-binding transcription factor activity, RNA polymerase II-specific
Source: RefSeq, a predicted model, not a curated record
CAUCAUUGUUAUUUUCAGUGGGGCUACAGCUUAGAGGUGGAUAAAGUUCGUCUCCACGUUGGAAGUGAUUGAAAGUAUUACCCGUUUUCGGAGUGUUAUUGUUAUUUUUAGUUGUUGGAGCGGGAGGACAAUCCAACACAGGAGGUUUGACGCACAGAAGCUCGGCGGCGGAAGAAACGUUUUUGUUUUGUCGAUGCCCGCACGGUUCACAAAGGAAAACUUUUCUCGGGACGCAAAGUUGUCAAGUGAGUUAAACUCCCAACAAAAGGCAGCAUCCGCCUCGGGACAGUGGGCAGAUCGUCACAGAACAUACCGUAAAAACAACAGAAAUCGGACUCUUGGUUCAAACUCUACUGUUUGGACGGGAUUUGGAAGGAAAGUUUAUGUCUAGAAAAAUCCGUAAAAUGGAAGCGACGUUCUACGACGAAGCUGUAAAUGCCUCCAACUCCCAGCAUGACGGGGCGGCUGUGUACGGGUUCAACCCCAAAACACUGAAACAAACCAUGACCCUGAACCUAAACGACCCGAAAAACUUCAAGCCCCAGCUGGGGGCGAAGGCCCUGGACAUUCUCACUUCGCCCGACGUCGGUUUACUGAAGCUGGCGUCGCCGGAGUUGGAGAGACUCAUCAUCCAGUCCUGCAGCGGGCUGACGACCCCCACCCCGACCCAGUUCAUCUGCCCCAAGAACGUCAGCGACGAGCAGGAGGGCUUCGCCGAAGGGUUCGUGAGGGCCCUAGCUGAGCUCCACUACCAGCAGAUCCCCGCCGCCCACCCUGACGCUCAGACCGGCGGGACCAGCGGGGUGGCACCCGGCGCGGCUCCGUGCGAAGGCGGCGGGAUUCCCUACAGCUGCACGGUGCGCACGGAGCCGCCCGAAUACACCAACCUGGCCGGUUUUAGCCGAACCGUGGGCUCCGCGUCCGCACCUGUCGCGGAGAGGCACCCGCCUACAAGUUACCCGGGAGCCCCGCAGCCGCCACACAACCACACGGACCACCAGCUGGCGGCAGCGGCGCAACAGCAGCAGCACCCGCGGUUGCAGGCGCUCAAGGAGGAGCCGCAAACGGUGCCCGAGAUGUCCGGCGAGACGCCUCCGCUCUCCCCGAUCGACAUGGAGAACCAGGAGCGCAUCAAGGCGGAGAGGAAGCGCAUGAGGAACCGAGUGGCCGCGUCCAAGUGCCGGAAAAGGAAGUUGGAGAGGAUCUCCCGACUGGAGGACAGGGUCAAGAACCUGAAAACCCAGAACACAGAGCUGGUUUCCUCCGCCAACGUCCUUCGAGACGAGCUGGCUCUGCUCAAGCAGAAGGUCAUGGACCACGUCAACAGCGGCUGUCAGCUCAUCCUGACGCAGCAGCUCCAAGCCUACUAGGCUGCGGAGACUGACGGAGCCAAUAAGGGACCAAAUGCAACUUCAGAUGGCUGCUUGAGACCCCCCCACCCCCACCGACAGCACACAGACACGAACUGUUUUGGCUCGGUCGGUGUAAUAGGAAGCCAACACCUGUUAUGUUGCAGACGCACAGAGCUGAGUGAAACUUUUGCUCCUAUAGUCUGCCCACUUCUGAAUUUCACUACAUUUUUUUUUUUUAUUAUUGCUACAAGAACUUGUAGGUCACGCGUGGAAACUGUGCACCUCGUCACAGGAACUGAGGUGGCGUGGGGAUACAGCUGCACACGGUGAAACACAAUGACAGCUCGCGCACCAUUUAAAGAAGAAGAAGAAAAAACACUAACAGCUGUCACACCUUCCAGACGGUUUUUAUUCUUAUUAUCUUCUAGGUGUGUGUAGCUUACUGACAGCUGCCUUACUUUCAGAACACUCUUCUUCAUACGACUUUUUAAUACGUGUGUAACUUGUUAGCCCUAAAAAAAACAACAACAUAAUUCUUUGUAAUAUUUGUACGCUGCAUUUUUGAGCACUUAACUGUAAAUAAGGCUAAAUGAAUAAAAGAAAAGUUGAACAUA